AUGGAUAGGCCACGCCGUAACACCCGCGCGCCGAUUAAGGCGCCACAGCUCAUCGUACCAUUACCGGAACCGAAGGCAGAAGAAGAACCAUCCGGAAACGACACAAACCCGAGUCCUACUACGCGUCCUGCACGAGUCUACAAGCGCAAGACUGCACCGGAUGGGGAAGAAAGAGCUAAAACUGCAGGGCCACCAAUCAACCAUGAGAAAUUUUUCAAAACACUUAUGCAGAGUUCGAAAAGCCAGUUGGUAUCAAUGGAUAUGAACGACAUCAUCAAUGCUAAUACAUGGGAGGUGCUCUCUGAAGACGCCAAGUUGCAUUUGAAGUCGUUGCUCCCCCCGACAGCAUUCAAAGAUUGGCGGGAGACCCUCGGUGAGGAUCACCCAGCGCUGGAGGGCCUAUCUAUGAAGGUGGAGCGAGCGAAAGAGAUGGUUGGAGCCAGAUCAGUGGAUAUGCCAACAGAGAAUGGGAAGGAUCAAGAAAAUGCGAUGGUCGUCGAUGACGAUUCUCUCCCACAAUCCAUGCCGUCCGACUCCAACACAUGUUCUGCUCCGAAUUCUAUAUCUAAUUCGCUCAUGCCGACACAUCCCCUUUCUUCCUCUGAGAUUUCCUUGUCUUUUUUCACCGAUUCCCACUUCCAUGCCGCUCUUCGAACAUUCCAGGACCAUCUAUAUCUCAAUUACUUUUCCGACACACACGCACGAAAAGUUGCAGAGUACACAGACGGAAUCAUAUCAGGUAAACUUGCCGCUCCAUGGAAAGACGAGGUCUGGGAGCGUGACAAUCCAGUGUCUACACCAUCAGUGGCCGCUGAGCUCGUGCCUGCUGGGUCUGGAUCCGCCGCACUUUCUGGUGCAUUAGCCGGCGGUGCGAGUCAGGUAAAAUUAAAUGUUCUAGCUAAACGAAAAGUCAUUCGCGUAGGUGAUGUGAUUGCGUACAAACGCACCUUCUCAAUGCUAGAUAUCGUGGUUGAGAAAGAUGUCAUCGUACAAUCCAUACACCCCAAGACGCACGCAAUAGCAGUGCUCACGUCACGCGGUACUACCAAAGAGCUUCCUAAACAUGUCCUUUCUUCUUCAUCCAUGGACAUUGACGCUGACGCCUUGUCCUCCGGACCUGCAACCCUUUCGUUAACUAUCAAUAGCCCUACGAUGCUUGAAACUGCCCUGCUGGAUAUCGACGCGCGCGUUGAUAAAGCCCGUCGCCCGAAUGGCAACGCAUGGAAGGCAUUUAAUGUUUACCGCUAUCGCGCAGGGACGGACUACAACCCUUAUGACGACAGAGGAGGCCGUGAACUCCAUGGUGCACUUUUUUAUUUGAGAGCUGAAUAUUACAGCGAAAAUUAUUAG
This is a messenger RNA of Psilocybe cubensis, 1350 nucleotides long. RefSeq lists its product as uncharacterized. Lineage: Eukaryota; Fungi; Basidiomycota; Agaricomycetes; Agaricales; Agrocybaceae. The transcript is spliced from 4 exons. The coding region runs from base 1 to 1350 and encodes 449 amino acids. The record is from RefSeq and is a predicted model, not a curated record.